AUGGCCGAGGAGGACGCUGCCGCUGCGGAGCAGAGCCAGGAGCAGCAGCAGGAGGGCAGCGACGGACUGCCGGCCUCCUUCAAGAUGGACGAGUACGACGAGGAGGACGACGACGCCGCGAUCAAAAACUACGUUGGCGGCGGCGGUGGCGCCAUGGAGGAGGAAGAGGAGGAGGGCGAUGAGCAGGAGGACGGCAUGCCUGAUGAGGAGGGCAACGUGGCCAUGGAGGACGACGAGGACGACCAGGACGACGAGCUGGAGAUGGACAAGGACGACGUGGAGAUCCGCCCCACGGACAGCGUCAUCCUCGUGGCCAACACGGAGGAGGACUUCAGCAACCUCGAGGUGCAGGUCUACGACGACGAGAACGGCGCGCUGUACGUGCACCACGAGAUCAACCUGCCGGCCUUCCCGCUGACCAUGGCCUGGAUGGACUGCGCGCCGGUGCCGCUGGACCCGAGCACUGGACCCGUGGACGGCAGCUUUGUUGCGGUAGGAACGUUCAAGCCGGGCAUUGAGAUCUGGGACCUCAAUGUGCUGGACGUGCUCGAGCCGUCGGCUACGCUUGGUGGCGAGCAGGACGAGGACCUGCGCGAUGUGGCUAUGCCCAAGAUCUCCAAGCGGCGGAAGAACCGCAAGACGGCGCUCAAGCCUGGCAGCCACCAGGACGCCGUCAUGUCGCUUGACUGGAACAGCAGCCACCGCAACAUGCUGGCUAGUGGCUCCGCCGACUCGACUGUCAAGGUGUGGGAUAUUACCACGCAGAAGUGCCUGUACACCAUGGCGCACCACAGCAACAAGGUGCAGAGCGUGCGUUGGAACCCCGCCGAGACGACGGUGCUCGCGAGUGCGUCGUUUGACCGGACGAUUGUGGUGCUGGAUGGCCGUCAGCCCGACGCCUUCUCUAAGUUCCAGUUGAGUGCUGAGGUGGAGAGCAUCGCGUGGGCGCCGCACAACCCGAGCACCAUCGUGGCGUCUUCGGAGGACGGUGUUGUUGUGGGCUUCGACGUGCGAAUGAACGGCUCGGCCCCGCUGUUCCGUUUCGACGCCCACGCUGGCGCCGUGUCGGCCAUUUCGUUCUCUGCUCAGGUGCCUGGUCUGCUGGCGACGGCUGGCGUUGACAAGACUGUCAAGCUCUGGGACCUCAAAGAUAACUCGCCUGUGUGCGUCACCUCCAAGGAGAUGAACGUGGUACGUAGUUGCUGGAGCAUCGGCGAAUUGUUCUCGCUGGCCUUUUACCAGGACUCGCCGUUCAUGCUCGGUGUCGGCGGCUCCAAGGGUGUGCUGGCGCUGUGGGACACCUCCGAGAACGAGGGUGUGGAGCGCCGAUUUGGCUCUCGCAUGCAGGGAGCGGCUACCGCUGCGUCCAGCGAUAUCUCGGCGUCUUUCCGGUCGCCGUACCAGCUCGGCGAAGAGCUGGCGGCUGAGGAGGAGCGUGAAAAGCAGCAGCAGGGCAAGAAGAAGUCGGGCAAGGGCAAGAAGGGCAAGAAGCACUAGAUAGGCAGCUACUACAUAUAAUAAAGAUCUUGUUUGCAAAGUGCGU
Messenger RNA from Phytophthora sojae, 1543 nucleotides. RefSeq lists its product as hypothetical. The transcript has 2 exons. The coding region runs from base 1 to 1497 and encodes 498 amino acids. Gene Ontology annotation, molecular function: protein binding. Gene Ontology annotation, cellular component: nucleus. The record is from RefSeq and is a predicted model, not a curated record. Gene Ontology annotation, biological process: rRNA processing. Lineage: Eukaryota; Oomycota; Peronosporomycetes; Peronosporales; Peronosporaceae.